Messenger RNA from Hordeum vulgare subsp. vulgare (domesticated barley), 1387 nucleotides. Its product is annotated as cinnamoyl-CoA reductase 1-like. Gene Ontology annotation, biological process: lignin biosynthetic process. The record is from RefSeq and is a predicted model, not a curated record. Gene Ontology annotation, molecular function: oxidoreductase activity, acting on the CH-OH group of donors, NAD or NADP as acceptor. The transcript has 5 exons. Bases 77 to 1114 code for a protein of 345 amino acids. NCBI's taxonomy places the organism in Eukaryota, Viridiplantae, Streptophyta, Magnoliopsida, Poales, Poaceae.
AUAUGCUCUUGUAUCAUCCAUAUAUGUGCAUUUAGAAAUCUAUAAAACAAAAUCAUUGGCGGUCACAGCGGUCACCAUGCGUUCCUAUUCAGAGACCAAGGCCAACGGCAAUCGUGAGAAGGAACAGCAACUAGUUUGUGUGACCGGUGCAGGAGGUUUUAUUGGUUCAUGGGUGGUGAAGGUGCUCCUCCUCCGUGGCUAUCGUGUUAGGGGAACUGCCAGAGAUCCUGCGGAUAACAAGAACUCCUACUUGCUUGACCUGGAGGGAGCAAAGGAGAGGCUAUCCGUGUGCCGCGCCGACCUCCUGGACCGUGACAACCUUAACGGGGUGUUUAGAGGAUGCAACGGCGUCUUUCAUAUCGCCUCCCCAAUGUUCAACACUGACCCCGAACUCAUGGUGGUCGCCGUGGAGGGAACGAGGAACGUGAUCCACGCAGCGGCAGACGCCGGCGUGCGGCGCGUGGUGUUCACCUCCUCCUACGGCGCUGUGCACAUGGACCCCAAUCGGAACCUCGACGCCGUGCUCGAUGAGACGUGCUGGAGCGACUACGAGUUCUGCAAGCAAACAGGCAAUAUGUACUGCUGCUCGAAGAUGAUGGCGGAGAUCACGGCGACGGAGGAGGCGGCCAAGAGAGGGCUGGAGCUGUCGGUGGUGGUGCCGUCCAUGACCAUCGGUCCCGCGCUUCAGCACAAGCUCAGGGUGGUGGUGCCGUCCACCGUCCACAUCAGCCGCUACCUCACGGGCGCCAAGAAGACCUGCCCUAACGUCGUCACCGCUUACGUCGACGUCCGCGACGUCGCCCGUGCCCACAUCCUUGUCUACGAGCGCCCCGAUGCACGCGGCCGAUACCUCUGCAUCUGCGACGUGCUGCACCGCGCCCACUUUCUCCAGCUGCUUCGAGACCUCUUCCCAUACUAUCCCAUUACCGACAAGUGUGAGGAUGACGGCAAGCCGAUGGUCAAGCCAUACAGGUUCUCCAACCAGAGGCUCAGGGACCUGGGGUUGGACUUCACUCCACUGAAGGAGAGUCUGCACGAGACGGUGUUAUCCCUGCAGCAGCAGGGUCACCUGGAUCUGCCUGUGGUUCCAGGGCCAGAGCGUGCACGCCUCUAAACCAACAUAUCUACAUGAUGGGAGAGCCAGUGAUCUACGAAUUAUCCUUAUGCAUUAAUACUGCAUUGGUGGAAUAUCAAUAACUUGUGUCCGUUUACGAUAAUGAUCCAAGAAUAUCUGAUAAGUUAUGUAUAUGUUGGUGUACUACUAGCUAGACCUGCAUUGUGCAGUUAAAAACAUGCAACUAGCAUGUGUCUCACACAGGUUUGUGGAAAUUAUAUAAACCCUAUGUAUUGUUGCCCCCUUCAAAAAUAAAAUACUAUUUAUUAAUAA